Molecule: messenger RNA, 4450 nt
Organism: Lutra lutra (Eurasian river otter)
Lineage: Eukaryota; Metazoa; Chordata; Mammalia; Carnivora; Mustelidae
Product: hypoxanthine-guanine phosphoribosyltransferase-like
Exons: 2
Coding region: 2207-2887 (226 amino acids)
Biological process (GO): guanine salvage; purine ribonucleoside salvage; IMP salvage
Molecular function (GO): magnesium ion binding; hypoxanthine phosphoribosyltransferase activity
Source: RefSeq, a predicted model, not a curated record
GUUCAGUAGCUGCCUGUCCCUCAUGCGACCUCUCACCCGGAGGCCGUUUCCGCAGGUAACGGCAGAAGUCCCGCCUUCCACGCUGGGCCCUGGGGGGCCGAGGCUAGUGUGCAGUGCGUGAUUCCCUCGAGGCGGUGGGAUUUGGGUCUUUUGCUUCUGGUUCUCCCCUGUCUGCUUGUCCCUUCUCCGUCCUUCAUCUUGGAAUCGGGAAGCGGCUCUUCCUCUUCCCAGCUUCCAACCCGUCCCAGGCAGGCAGGUCUCAGCGUAGAUGCUGUGAUCACCUCAGAAGAAAUUUCUUUGCCCUUUAUAGCCGCUACGGUUCUGGGGUGUCCGAGCCUCAGGGCUUUUUGUUGUUAUCCAGCCCGCAGCCCUCGAGCUGGGUCCUGGCCGGAGCAGCGCUCGGCCGCAGAUCGUGGCUCCUAGCCAUUCUGUCGGCCCUGCUCUCCCUAGCCACCUAUCUUUAUUUAUACCAGGCUGCUCCACAUUAACCUACCCCACGAUUUUUAUUUGAGGGAAAGCAGGCCAAGCGGUGGGAGAGGCAGAGGGAGAAGCAGACUCCCCUGUGAGCAGGGAGCCCGACGUGGGGCUCCAUCCCAGGACCCUGGGACCAUGACCUGAGCGGAAGGUAGAUGCUUAACAAACUGAGCCACCCAGGCGUGCCUGUAUUUGAUUGACUGAAGCCUUUUCAUUUUACAGAGAAAAUAUUUUAAUUUUUCUUCUGUUUUAAAUUUUCUGUUGAAGUAAAAUAAGCUACUAAGUAUAAAGAGCUACCUCUAUAGAACCUGAAUGAUAUUUGAGUGACAAUAUGUAUCCUAAAUCUCUAAAUUUUUAAAAUAGGGGUGUCUGCCUGGCUCAGUCAGAGGAGUGUGCAACUUCAAGCCCCACGUUAGCUGUAGCGAUUACUUAAAUAAUAAAUGCUUAAAAAUAAAUUAAAAUAGGAAAUUAUGUAUGUGGUACAAAAUCCAAAGGGUACAAUGUAUAAUAUACAAUGAAAAUAAGUCUGCCUGCCACCCUACCCCAGCCUUACUCCUCUACUGGUAAAGAUAACCACCAUCACCACUUUCUUGUGUAGCUUAGGUUUUAUUCAUAUUCAUAUGCAGUGUGUGUGUGUGUGUGUGUAUUCCUAAUUUAAAAAUAGUGAUGGAGAAUGCUACAUACAUGGUUCUGUUUUCAUCCAGUUAGCUAUAUUUCUUGGAGAUCGUCACAAAUCCACUGCCUCUUUUUUUUUUUUUUUUUAAUGGCAAUAGUAGCUACCCUUAAUUGGAUAUUUACUAUGUGCUGGAUGUUUUACAUAUCUUAACUUUUUUUUAUUAUAAAUUGCAAUGUGAAUACAGAAAAGUACAUGAAAUGCAAGUAUACAGUUUAAUGAAUAGUCAUUAAUAAUAUUUGUUAUUUAAUAAUCUAUAAUUUUAAAUAUAUGCUAUAACAUAUAUAAUAAAUGCUAUAAUUAUAGAAUUAAAAACAUAAAAAUAAUUUUAUAAUUUAAUCAAUAAAAUAAAUCCCUAGGUAUUUCAUGUCCAAAUUAAGAGAAAGAAUGUUGUCAGCACCAAGAAGUCCUCACUUUUUCACCCUAUCCGAUUCUAAUUCCUCUUCCAUAAAAAAAGUUAACUUUUCUUUAUUGUUCCAGUCUUUAGAAUUUUACCAUUUAUCAUAUUAGCUUCUGUCCUAAUUACUAUAGCUUGAUAUCCAGUAGAACAUGUUCUUCCACCUUAGGAGUGUCUUUUGCUUUUCUUGGUACUUGUAUUUCCAUAUAUACUUUAGAAUUAGCUUGUCAAGUUGGCAAAACAAACCUAUUAUAUAUUGUUAAGUAAGAAAAGUAAGUUAUUUAACAGUAUGAUAAUACUAUGCCAUUAUUUUUAAAUAUGCUUUACAAGGUCUUAAAUCUCAAUUUCUAUAUUCUAGAAUUUUAAAAAAAUUGCAUGAAUUUAGUAUUUAAUAUUUAUUGGAAAUGAAUAAUUUUGUUCUGAAAUGAUAAAUUAUGUUACUUCAAGAUGAUGAAAUGUGGCUAUUAAAAUUAUUGAUACCUAUGAUUUUCAAAGAGUAAAUUGUAAGUAUGUUACUUUUUUGUCUACUUUUCUUGUUAUUUAAAAAAAAAAUCCCUGUUUAUCUAUCAGGAAUUUACUGAGCUUGAAAAAUCUUUAAGAACUAAAACUAAAAGUAAUACGGAAGAGAACUGCCCACAGUCCACGCACCAGCCAGCUCCGUUAUGGCGACCCGAAGCCCCAGCAUUGUGAUUAGUGAUGAUGAACCAGGUUAUGACCUAGAUUUAUUUUGUAUACCUAAUCAUUACGCUCAGGAUUUGGAAAAGGUGUUUAUUCCUCAUGGAUUAAUUAUGGACAGGACGGAACGGCUUGCACGAGAUGUGAUGAAGGACAUGGGAAGCCAUCACAUCGUAGCCCUCUGUGUGCUCAAGGGGGGAUAUAAAUUCUUUGCUGACCUGCUGGAUUACAUUAAAGCACUGAACAGAAAUAGUGAUAGAUCCAUUCCUAUGACUGUAGACUUUAUUAGACUGAAAAGCUACUGUAAUGACCAGUCAACAAGGGACAUAAAAGUAAUUGGUGGAGAUGAUCUUUCAACUUUAACUGGAAAGAAUGUCUUGAUUGUUGAAGAUAUAAUUGAAACAGGCAAAACAAUGCAAACCUUGCUUUCCUUGGUCCAGCAGUAUAAUCCAAAGAUGGUCAAGGUUGCAAGUUUGCUGGUGAAAAGGACUCCUCAAAGUAUUGGAUACAGACCAGACUUUGUUGGAUUUGAAAUUCCAGACAAGUUUGUUGUAGGAUAUGCCCUUGACUAUAAUGAAUAUUUCAGGGAUUUGAAUCAUGUUUGUGUCAUUAGUGAAAGUGGAAAAGCAAAAUACAAAGCCCAAGAUGAGAGUUCUGGAAGCAUCUAGAGUCCCAUUUAAAUCAAUAGUAAAAUGGUUAAAUGUUCUAGUUCUGUGGCCAGCUGCUUAGAGGGGCUUCUUGCAUGUAUCUUCUAAGAAUUUUAUCUGUUUGGUAUGUUUGUUAGAAAUGUCAUUUGCUGCAUUCCUAAAGUCUUUAUUUGCACUAUGAGCCUCUAGAGUAUCAGUUCCGUUUGGGUGGAUUGUUUAACUUAUGAAUGAAAAAUCUCUUCAACCACACCACUGUUGGAUGAAAAUAUUGAAAUUGUAUUUGUCGGAAACAUUUAAAGAGAAGAUAUAUUCAUUUUUAAUUGGCAUUUUAAUUUUUAUGUAUUCAGGAAAAAAACAGAAGUGAUUGAAUAUUGUUGAUUAUGCCACUGUGUUUAAAGAAGCAGUCAGUUUUUGUAUCAAUGACAGCAUUUAAGAGGCAUUGUUUUGUUGGAUAAACCAUGUGUCCUUGAAUUAUUUUAGUGUUUCAGUAGUAUUAACUUUAUUUUUCUGCUUGUUCAGAUUAUUUCUGGUGAAUCUUUGUCAACAGUUUAUUUUAAAUACAAAUCAAUAAAUUCCAAAAUACCUAAAACAAUAAAAGUAAUACGAGAGAACAUCAAAGGUCAGUGAAAGAUAAGUUUAAGAUACAUUACAUUGGGGUGCCUGGGUGGCUCAGUUGCUAAAGGGUCUGCCUUCAGCUCAGGUCAUGAUCUCAGGGUCCUGGGAUUGAGUCCCAUGUUGGGCUCUCCACUUACUGGUGACUGCUUCUCCCUCUGUGACCUCUAUUGCUUUCACUGUCUCUCAAAUGAAUGAAUAAAAUCUUUUUAAAAAAGAUAUAAUUACAUAAAGAUAUUUCAUACGUUAUAGUCAUAGGUUAAAACGAAUACAAGUAAUAUACCAAAAUGUGAUGUUGUGUUAACAUGACAGCUCCCAUCAGUCUGGACAUGCCCGAUACUGAUAGAAAGAUAAAGUAUUUUUUUGUUUUGUUAAGGCUUGAACUCAUGACCCUGAGAUCAAGAGUCGGGCACUUACCAGCUAAGCCACCAAGACACCGUGGAAGGAUGAGGUUUAUAGUAGAUUUCACUGUGCUGAAGUACAAGUUGCCUAAUUUAUGACUCUGUUCUACAGGCGUCUUUUUCCUCAUUUUCAGUAUUCUCAAGUUUCAGGCUUUUAUCUGUUGCCCUCAACUUAGCCAAUAAUUAAAAAUUCUUUAGCAAAUGUUACAAAAUCAUAUUGACUGAAUUGCCUGGGCCUUGGAAGAAUCCCCAGGUGAAUGAGGGGCCCUAAAUCAUAAUCUCCAUCAGCUUCAUAGUAUCUCCACCUCUGAAUGCUGCUACUAUUUCUGAGCCUGCCAGUGGGGGCCAGUGUAGGACAACCAAGGGCCCAGAAUAUGGAGUAAGGUUAUGCUUGUAAUCUUGUCCUUUGCUUGCAACUGGGCUGUUCCAAAGGGCAAAAAGCAUUUUAUAAAUAUCUGCCACCUGUGUCAAACAGCUUCCCUGCAUGUGUUUCUGGAUUUUUUUGUUGUUGUUUUACAGAUUACCAGAGCUUAAAAAAAAAAAAGUUUUCCCUUAAAUAUUUUUUGAACUA